Molecule: messenger RNA, 942 nt
Organism: Penicillium odoratum
Lineage: Eukaryota; Fungi; Ascomycota; Eurotiomycetes; Eurotiales; Aspergillaceae
Product: putative glycerol dehydrogenase
Exons: 3
Coding region: 1-942 (313 amino acids)
Cellular component (GO): cytosol
Molecular function (GO): aldose reductase (NADPH) activity
Source: RefSeq, a predicted model, not a curated record
AUGGCUGCUGCGGACGUUCACUUCAAGCUCAACACCGGCGCUGAGAUCCCGGCCCUUGGUUUGGGAACAUGGCAAUCCGCUCCUGGAGAAGUCGCCCGCGCCGUGAGCCAUGCCAUCAAAGUGGGAUACCGCCACAUUGAUACCGCUCUAUGCUACGGCAACGAGCACGAGGUUGGUCAGGGUAUUAAGGAGGCCAUUGACGCAGGAAUCGUCAAGCGCGAGGAUCUGUUCAUCACUACCAAGCUUUGGUGCUCCUACCACGCUCGUGUCGAGGAGGGUCUGGAAGAGAGUUUGAAGAACCUGGGUCUGGAAUACCUGGACCUGUACCUGAUGCACUGGCCGCUGGCAAUGAACCCCAAGGGCAACCACCCCAUCUUCCCCAAGCUUGCCGAUGGCUCGCGGGACAUUGACCACAGUCACUCCCACGUUACCACCUGGAAGAGCAUGGAGAAGCUGGUUGGCACCGGCAAGGUUAGAGCCAUUGGUGUCUCUAACUACAGCGUCCAGUACCUUGAGGAGCUCCUGCCCCAGGCAACCAUCAUCCCGGCCGCCAACCAAAUCGAAAACCACCCAUCUCUGCCCCAGCAGGAGAUUGUCGACUUCUGCAACCAGAAGGGUAUCCACAUCACCGCCUACAGCCCUCUGGGUAGCACUGGUAGCCCACUGUUCACUGCGGCACCGAUUGUGGCCGUUGCGGAAAAGCGAGGUGUUACCCCUGCUACUGUUCUUCUGAGCUGGCACAUUGCGCGCGGCUCUUCCGUCCUUGCCAAGUCGGUCACUCCUUCCCGUAUCGAGGCCAACCGCACCGACCUGAUCAAGUUGGAUGCCGAGGAUCUCGCCACUAUCAAGGAGUACUCCGAUUCCCUAGCAGCCAGCAAGUCUUUCCAGCGUUUCGUCUUCCCUCCUUUCGGCAAGGACUUUGGUUUCCCCGAUAAGCAGUAA